AUGACAAAUCUUGAUGAAAUUCUUGCAUACAAGAACCUUCAUACUGCUCUAUCUACUAUUCACCCGGUGAAAAUUUGUCUCCUUCAACUCUGCAACAAUAUUGGAACUUGCAUUGACUUUAAGUACCUAGAUAUUGAACCUAGUUGCAUCUCUCUAAACAACUGGGCUGCUGUUGUUGCUGGAGGGGAGUCGUACUUCAUUUGGCACUUUUUCGUUCCCCACAAAAGCGCAUGUACCAGAUCUGACAAAUCUAUUGUUGAAAACAGGAUUCACAAGCUAACUGAAGAAACGGUUGUAAAAGAAGAAGGCAGGAGGAAGUUUUGUCCAGAUCAAAUCACCCAUAGCUGCAUGGGAAACAACUUCUGCAUUCUAUACUGUGACUCCGGUGUAGUUUACAAAGUGUCGCUCCAUGAUGGAAGUGUCGAAAAUCGAUACGUCUUUAUUCCAAACAUAGUCAAAAUGGAGCUAAACUCAAUGUGCACAAGAUUGGCGACCGUUGACACAACAAAUCUCCUGCAGUUCUUCGAAAUUGGUGAAAAUUUUGUGAAGAAGAUACAUGGGCUGGAAGUAAAGGAAGUUGCAGACUUUCAGUGGGACGAGGAUCAAGAGGACUCAAUUGCAUACCUUACAAAACAGAAGCUAACUGUUCUGCGAGGAAACGAAGCCGAAGAGGGAAUAUCUUGUGAUGGGUACAUUUGCUCGUUUCGUGGUUUAGUGGUGCGCACUGUUCUUCUCGACAACUUCCUCCUGUACAAUGCAAGUGCAGAUAAACGGUUUAUAGUAGAUUCGGAGAUAAAGUCUCUCCGAGAUGCAAAACAUUUGUUGGAAUGUCUCAAAAUUGAAGAAGCGGUCGACUUCGUUAGAAGAAAUCCUCAUCCUCGUUUGUGGAAGCUGAUUGCCGAAGUUGCUCUCUCGAAAGUGGAUGUUCUAAUCGCGGAAUACGCUUAUGCGAAAAUGCAUGACUACAGCGGUUUACGAUUCUGUAAACGAGUUCUGGAUAUCCAGGAUCCCGAACUGAAAAAAGCUGAAAUAUUUGUGCAUUUGGGGAAGAUGACCAAUGCUGAAAGAGUAUAUCUUGAUCAAGAUCGAAGAGACCUGGCUAUAUCUGUGCACAAGAAAACUGAUGAAUGGUUGCAUGUACUGCGUUUGAUGAGCUCUGUUCCGAAUUCUACAAGUGACAAAGGAAGGAUGGAAGCACUAGUAAAUGUAGCAAACUACCACAGAGACAGACAGAGAUGGAAAUCAGCAGCAGAUCACUAUGAGCUUGCUAGAACGUUGGAGAACCUUAUGGUUUGCUACAUACACCUGGAUGACUUCAGUAGUCUUGAGCUCCUAACCAAACAACUUCCGAAUGGUCAUCCUAUCUUAUCAGCUAUAGCGGAGUUUUUCGCAUCGGCUGGACUUUGUGAACAAGCCGUGCAAUCUUUUUUGAGAAACGAGCAGGUUACGAACGCACUGCACGUGUGUGUACAACUUAACAACUGGGAUAAGGCAGUUUCUUUGUCUCGCACUCACAACCUUCAAGAUGUAAAUGGUUUAAUGGGCAAAUGCGUUGGAGAAAUGAACGAAAGCAGUGAACGCACUCUCGUUGCGGUUCAGCUUUACAGAAGGGCUGGACGAUUCAUCGAUGGAGCUCGAAUUGUUUACAGGAUGGCUGAGGAGGAGCGAAAGAAAACAGCUCGAUGUCUACGCUUAAAGAAGUUGUACGUAUUAGCAGCGCUUCUGAUUGAGGACCAUUAUCGACAAUUCAAUGUUGAAAUUGCAGAGAAAUCUGCUGCAGAUCUCAAGACAACUACUGCCCUGGAAAAACUACUAGAGGAAGACGGCAAUCUUUCAAGGGAAGACGCCCGAAUGAUACCCAGAGUAUGGAAAGCUGCUCAAGCCUACCAUUUCUUUAUGUUAGCUCAACGGCAACUGUUUCAAGGUGAUUAUUUCGCGGCUAUGACGACAAGUUUUUCUUUGGUAGAACUUGAAACAUACAUAGAUCCUAUCGAAAUAUACACUUUGAUUGAUUCAGGACCUGCAAAGCAUGACAUACCCACUUUCAUAUUGUUAAAUUGGAAAAUUUUUGUCAAUGUUGUUGCUGACGAUUGUGUUGACUUCAGAAACGAGUCAUUCUUAACACUACCUGGUGAAACGGCUGCACAAAACUGGACUGUCAUGCACAGCACGCAAACGGAGGCGGGACAAGAGGUGCAGGCGAAGAUGGUUCGACCUCUGCUGACACCUGCCUGCAGCUCCGCGCAUCUUAGCGUAAUUAUUAAUUAA
Necator americanus (New World hookworm) is the source of this 2268-nucleotide messenger RNA. RefSeq lists its product as uncharacterized. Gene Ontology annotation, biological process: non-motile cilium assembly; intraciliary retrograde transport; protein localization to cilium. The record is from RefSeq and is a predicted model, not a curated record. The coding region runs from base 1 to 2268 and encodes 755 amino acids. Lineage: Eukaryota; Metazoa; Nematoda; Chromadorea; Rhabditida; Ancylostomatidae. The transcript has 22 exons. Gene Ontology annotation, cellular component: intraciliary transport particle A; non-motile cilium.